UAUCAUAAAGUUUAUUUUUUAUUAAUGAAUUCAGUAAUUAAUUUAUAUUUUAUUUAUUAUAUUUUUCUAUGUCCACGAAAAUUUAUAAUAGGUGUGUUGUGCCAUAAGUUGGAAAAAGGAACGAAGAAUAUCCUCCAAUUAACUUCACAGUUUUUUCCGUAAGAAAUGUACAUAAAUAAAUAAAUAAAUUUUAAAAUUGAAUUAAAUAAAAAAUUAGUUGAUAACACAUAAAUUUUCUCGGUGACUAAAUAAUGAUGAUAAUAAUAUUUAUUAUUAUAAUCACAAAUAAAAUCAUAAAAUAUAUAAAGAUAGUUCGACAGGACAGGAAAAACAUGAAGACGGCGCAACUAUUAGGACCGACGAGCGGCCGUUCCCCCUUCUGAGAAACAAAACCUGCAACAGCAAAGCCUUCCCUUGGGUAAUCUCCAUUAGUAGCAGCAGUAUUGAGGAAGGUUGAUUGCAGAUGGGAUGGAUGUUGAUUAUCAUAUCAAUUUUCGUCGUCUGGGUAGCUUCUCUUUGCAAGAUCUUCUCCUCCCACUCUAAACCCACCUUUUUAAAUGAUGGUCCAGCUUUUCACAGGAGAAAUGUCUUGCUGGUUGUUGCUCACCCUGAUGACGAAUCAAUGUUCUUUUCACCAACAAUUAGCUACUUGACUUCAAGAGGGCACAAUCUUUACCUACUAUGCUUGUCUGUUGAAGAGAUGCCACUCUCAUUUCUCCUCUUUUCGCUUAUGGUGGUUAAUCCAUUUUCCUUUGCCAAGUGGGAAUUUUUUUGGUAUUACCAUGGAUUAUCUGUCCAGCCACCUUCUAUGUCCUGUCAAAAGGGAAAAGAAUAUGGUAACGCAGAUGGCAUGGGAAGCAUUAGAAAAGAUGAGCUCUAUCUUGCUUGCGCAGUUCACAAGGUUCAACUUCAACGAGUGAAGGUUUUGGACCACCCGGAUUUGCAGGAUGGUUUUGGCAAAGUCUGGAACCAUGAUUUAUUGGCAAAGAUUAUUGAAGAGGAGGUUUACAGUCAUGGCAUUGAUGUGCUUAUUACAUUUGAUAGCUAUGGUGUUUCUGGUCAUUGCAACCAUGGUGAUGUGCAUUAUGGGGUACGCAAGUUCUUGCAUGAUUCUUCACCAAGAAAUAUCGAAGCCUGGGAACUUGUGAGUAUCAACAUUUUGCUCAAGUAUAGUGGACCACUUGACAUUUGGUUGUCAACUUUAGAUUCCACGCGACAUCCUAAAGGGGUAAUGCAUUGCUUGCUUAAUGAGCAUCCACGGAAGAGCUUCCUUGCAAUGGCGCAACACUCAAGCCAAUGGGUUUGGUUCCGUAAGCUUUUUGUUUCAUUUUCCAGUUAUACCUACGUUAAUACUCUCAGAAAGAUCAAGUGAUUAUAGAUGGACUUGAGGACAAAGCUCCUACGGAUUUGUGCCUGUUCAUAUGUGAGGUAAUUCUCUGCAGUAACCCAGGGAUUGCUACUUGUUAGAUAUACUCACUUGAAAUCUACAUCAUCCAUCCUCCAUCACAAACUUUAGCUUUUAUACUUGUGCUCGUAUCGGAAGGAUUCACAUCAGCAGUGAUGUUCGGAUGGAUAUUGGAGGCAGCCACUCUACUAGCUGUAGUUAAGAGACUUUGUUGUAAUUGAUUGCUUAUUCAACAUCUAAAACUUAGGGAAAAUGCACUUUUCUUGUCAGCAUUGCCUGCUCCAUUGUUAUAGUUUUAUCGAUAAAAUGUGGAUUUAUGAUGUUGUAGAGGAGAUGGAACCUGACUCUCCAUGUCAAACUUGUAAUAUAUUUGCGGAUUUUGACUCUCA
Molecule: messenger RNA, 1794 nt
Organism: Durio zibethinus
Lineage: Eukaryota; Viridiplantae; Streptophyta; Magnoliopsida; Malvales; Malvaceae
Cellular component (GO): endoplasmic reticulum
Molecular function (GO): N-acetylglucosaminylphosphatidylinositol deacetylase activity
Source: RefSeq, a predicted model, not a curated record